Mirounga angustirostris (Northern elephant seal) is the source of this 1376-nucleotide messenger RNA. RefSeq names its product TNF superfamily member 12 (gene TNFSF12). The transcript is spliced from 7 exons. Gene Ontology annotation, molecular function: tumor necrosis factor receptor binding; receptor ligand activity. Gene Ontology annotation, cellular component: membrane. Lineage: Eukaryota; Metazoa; Chordata; Mammalia; Carnivora; Phocidae. The record is from RefSeq and is a predicted model, not a curated record. Bases 135 to 884 code for a protein of 249 amino acids. Gene Ontology annotation, biological process: positive regulation of isotype switching to IgA isotypes; immune response.
GCUCCCCGGCCGGGCGCGCCCGUCGCCCCUCCUUCCCGGCCGCCCGCUCCGCCCGCCGGCUCCGCGGCCCCCGCCCCCGCGGGUCCCGGGCCGGGGGUGGGGGGGCCGCGAGGCAGGCACAGCCCCCCGCCCCCAUGGCCGCCCGUCGGAGCCAGAGGCGGAGGGGGCGCCGGGGGGCGCCGGGCACCGCCCUGCUGGCGCCGCUCGCGCUCGGCCUGGGCCUGGCGCUGGCCUGCCUCGGCCUCCUGCUGGCCGCGGUCAGCCUGGGGAGCCGGGCAUCGGCGCCCGCCCAGGAGCCUUCCCAGGGGGAGCUGGUGGCGGAGGAGGCCCCGGACCCGCCGGAACUGAAUCCCCAGACAGAGGAAAGCCAGGAUCCUGGGCCUUUCCUGAAGAGGCUGGUUCGGCCUCGCAGAAAUGCACCUAAAGGCCGGAAAACGCGGGCUCGCAGAGUCAUUGCAGCGCAUUAUGAAGUUCACCCACGACCGGGACAGGACGGAGCGCAGGCCGGUGUGGACGGCACGGUGAGCGGCUGGGAAGAGGCGAAAAUCAACAGCUCCAACCCGCUGCGCUAUGACCGCCAGAGCGGGGAGUUUCUCGUCGUGCGCGCCGGGCUCUAUUACCUCUACUGUCAGGUGCACUUUGACGAGGGGAAGGCUGUCUACCUGAAGCUGGACUUGCUGGUGGAUGACGCGCUGGCCCUGCGCUGCCUGGAGGAGUUCUCGGCCACGGCCGCCAGCGCCGUGGGGCCCCAGCUCCGCCUCUGCCAGGUGUCUGGGCUGUUGCCCCUCCGGCCGGGGUCCUCCCUGCGGAUCCGCACCCUCCCCUGGGCCCAUCUCAAGGUCGCCCCCUUCCUCACCUACUUUGGACUCUUCCAGGUUCACUGAGGGGCCCUGGUGGCGCCCCCACCGCGGCUGUCUCGGUGCGCCCCUCCCCCCGUGCGCCCCCCUCCUCCCCCGUUCCCCCCCCACCUGCCCGCCCUCUGCAGGCUGCUUGGACUUGUUCACGUUUGUUUCCACGCCACAUAGAUAACCCCCUUCUCCUCUGACGCCCCCCCUCCACCUCACUAGCUCCUGAACCCCUAGUCUUCCGUCGCCCCCAUUAAUCUCCUGACCCCUGCCCUGGCCACAACCCCCCAGGACACUGUGUCUACUCUACUCUGGGUGAGGAUGGGUCCCCAAUCCCCCCCACCUUCAGGCACUAAUAGGAGCUGGAUGCCAGGGAGCCUGGGACUAGGCCGGGAGUUCCCAAAUGCGAGGGCUAAGAGCAAGCCAAGCUCCUUCCCUGAUAAUUCCCUGUGGAUUUUUAAGAAGCAGAUAUUAUUUUUAUUAUUAUUGUGACAAAAUGUUGAUAAGUGGAUAUUAAAGAGAAUAAACCAC